Messenger RNA from Protopterus annectens (West African lungfish), 1211 nucleotides. It is a transcript of the gene MRRF, whose product is annotated as mitochondrial ribosome recycling factor. The transcript is spliced from 7 exons. The record is from RefSeq and is a predicted model, not a curated record. NCBI's taxonomy places the organism in Eukaryota, Metazoa, Chordata, Ceratodontiformes, Protopteridae. The coding region runs from base 121 to 909 and encodes 262 amino acids. Gene Ontology annotation, cellular component: mitochondrion. Gene Ontology annotation, molecular function: ribosomal large subunit binding. Gene Ontology annotation, biological process: translation.
GAAAAUGACCCAUUUCUAGUUUCAGCCUAUUAGCUUAGUGGCUGUGGAGUCUUCCACUAUUUAACCUUGCUAAGUUGAUGUUUAGAGAAGUAACAUCAGAAUAAUUGCAACAUUUCUAUUAUGGCUUUUGCCUUAAGGAAUAUGUUCCAUCUGCAGCCAGUACUUUAUAAAUCUCUGCCACUUUUUGUAAGGUUGCAAUUAGAAAGCAGUGGGAGACCUACAGCUGUGUUCCUGAAUUACUGCAGGCAACAUGGGGCCCAGCAAGCUAUUCAGGCCAGAUUUCUAGCUACCAAGAAAAGCAAAGUGAAAGGCAAGGGUCAGCCUCCGACUAGAGUCAAUAUCAAUGCUUCCUUGGUGGAGGACAUCAUCAAUUUAGAAGAAGUAAAAGAAGAGAUGCAUGUUUUAGUAGAACACCUUAAAGAAGAGUACAGCAAAAACUUGAGCCUGAGGACCUCCCCUGGGGCCCUUGACCACAUUACAGUGACAGUGAAAGAUGGGAAAUUUCCUUUAAAGCAGCUUGGGCAAAUCUCUCUGAAAUCACCUCAGUUUAUUCUGGUGAACAUGAACAGCUUUCCAGAGGCUACAUCUGCAGCAGCCAAAGCCAUAAGAGAAAGUGGAAUGAACCUGAACCCUGAGGUGGAUGGAACUCUCAUCAGAGUGCCAGUUCCUAAAGUAACAAGAGAGCACAGAGAGAAUUUAGCAAAGCUUGCCAAACAGUUUACAAACAAGGCUAAAGAGUCUUUAAGAAGAAUUCGAAGCAAUGCUGUUAAUCAAGUCAAGAAGUCAAAGGAUGCUGCUUCAGAAGAUACAAUCAGGCUAAUUGAAAAGCAGAUUCAGCAAAUGGUUGAUGAUAUUGGAGAUGAGAUGGACAAGCUACUAUCAGCAAAAACAAAAGAACUGCUUGGUUGACACACAAGAUAAUGUUUUGGCAACAGAACUAAACUGAAUGUUCAAAUAUGGAUUAAACUCAAAGCUGGGCUAGUGCCUGAGACUCAGAAUCUGUAGUCAUAGUAUUGGCCAUUUGGACACAAUGUUCUACAAAUCCACUUUUACAUUAAAAGUCUUGGAUCCCACAUUUGUUCAAAAAUUGAAUCAUGCCUACCAGUUGUAAUGGUGUCACAUUGCCUUAAGGCUAACAUUCUGUUGUAUUAUUUUCUGUUAAGUGCAGAUGUUACUGAAACUUGACCUAAUAAAUUAAGUCUUUAACAACA